Molecule: messenger RNA, 3770 nt
Organism: Trichosurus vulpecula (common brushtail)
Lineage: Eukaryota; Metazoa; Chordata; Mammalia; Diprotodontia; Phalangeridae
Gene: POLR3GL
Product: RNA polymerase III subunit GL
Exons: 8
Coding region: 1654-2316 (220 amino acids)
Biological process (GO): transcription by RNA polymerase III
Cellular component (GO): RNA polymerase III complex
Source: RefSeq, a predicted model, not a curated record
GGCUAACCGGACGCAGGCUCGGCCGCUGCGUGGGUACCGUGUGGGGGAGGGGUUCCAGAGAAUGGUCCUUCCCACUGACCAAUCCAAUAUUAGAUCAUGGAAUGACACGAUCUAAAACUACCGGGAUUUUACAGAUGAGGAAACUGAAAGGUAAGUUUGAUUUCGAACUUAAGUCCCCUGACUCGAAUGCUCCUGCAGGCUAUGUGCCUAACACCAAGCCAGGUGCAGAGAUUAAGAAUCGUUAAACACAGUCCCUGACCUACGGGAUUUAACAGUCUAACUGAAGCGACUAGGUCGAAAGGCAUGAAACAAAACCCAUUAGAGACUUAAAAUCUUUAAGGACAGCAUAGAAUCAAGAAUCAGACUACAGGCCGGGAUGGGGCUGGAGGCAGCAGGAAGGAUUAUUAGAAUUGGGCAAUAAGAAAGAUCAGUUUGGAUUGGUAAAGUGGGACCAGAUUGUGGAAGUUCUUACCGGAGUUAAGGAUUAAUCCUUUAGGGCAAAGGUGUCAAACAUGAGGCCCAUAGGAACACUCCCAAACCAGAUUAAAAUGUAAGUGGGAAAUAUAUAACCAAAAAUAAAUAAAAAUACAAUAAAACAGAGAUAAUGUUAACAUGUGGUUUCCUAAACCAGUAUGUGACCUAUAGGGAUCCUUAUGUAUAUAUGCUUUAAUGCCCCCAUAUCUAUUUGACGUUCACACUAGUGCUCUAAGACUAUAAUUUGCAUAACCGUUACUGGUCCACGUUGGUAAAGGGAAUUUCCUCAACAGGAGUACCUUAUCCUGCUGAAACUGAACAUCCGGAAGAAGCCCUCCCCCCAAAACCAAGCAGCAGUGUAAUCAUAAUCACCAAUGAUAGCUACUGAAGGCUGGCUUGCAAAGCACUGUAUAUACAUUCGAUCCUCAGUCCUGUGAGGUAGGCUGUGCUAGUAUGUACCAAAAACAAGAGGCCUAGAGAGGAGCCAGUGCUCCUUGGAAGGAGUACUGCAUUGAAGUCAGAAGACCUGGGUUCAAAUUCUGACUGAUACUACCUGUGUGGCCUUGAGCAAGUCACUUCAUGAGCCUGUUUUCUUGUCUAUAAAAUGAAGGGAGGGAGGAUGGACUUGUUAGUUUCUCUGGUCACUUCGUACUCUAAAGCAUUUAUUCUGCGAAGCCACCUGCCUAGCUCGUAAGUCUCGAAGCUAGAAUCUUUAGUACAGUGCCUUUUCUACCAUACCACAAAUUGAAGAUUGGAAGCAAAGAAACCUAGUUAGAAGACUAUUGAAGCAAUCCAGGCCCAAGAUGGUAAGGGUAGGAGGAGCAAGAGGUAGAUGUGAGCGAUUACAAAGAAAAAUAGCAAGGACUUGGUAAUGAACUGGACGUAGAAGGCAAGGAGAAAGGGAGAGAUUAAUGAGCACAGGUAGCAUGUGAUAUGAACAUAGAAUUUUUUGUUGAUUCUGGGAUAAAGCAAAAAAAAAAAAACAUUCAGGAGGUAGUCUGAUUUUAGAUGAGUGGGUGGUAGGUUGAAGAAAACAUGCCAAUGGAGUACCUAGAACCAAACACUCUUGGCUGUCAGCAUAGUGGGGGGAUCUCAUCAGUCUCACAGUGUGUCUUCAUUUUUCUCUUUCUUUAUCAGGCUUCUCCCAUCUGAUCUCUAUACAGUCAGGCCCCCCCUACGAUGGCCAGCCGGGGUGGGGGCCGGGGCCGGGGCCGGGGUCGAGGUCAGCUGACCUUCAACAUGGAGGCUGUGGGCAUUGGGAAAGGGGAUGCUCUGCCCCCUCCCACUCUCAAGCCCUCCCCACUUUUCCCUCCCCUGGAAUUCCGUCCGGUGCCACUACCCUCAGGAGAAGAAGGUGAGUAUGUUCUUGCCCUGAAACAGGAGCUACGUGGGGCCAUGAGGCAGCUUCCGUACUUCAUUCGUCCAGCCGCACCAAAGAGAGAUGUGGAGCGUUAUUCAGACAAAUAUCAGAUGUCAGGGCCAAUUGACAGUGCGAUUGAUUGGAACCCUGAUUGGAGGCGUCUUCCUAAAGAGCUCAAGAUACGAGUUCGAAAACUACAGAAGGAACGGACAGCCAUCCUGAUCCCCAAGAGGGCCCCUAAAACUCCAGCAGAGAAAGAAGAAACCAUUCAAAAACUGGAGACCUUAGAGAAGAAGGAAGAAGAAGUGACUUCAGAAGAGGAAGAAGAGAAAGAAGAGGAGGAGGAGAAGGAAGAUGAAGAGGAAGAGGAGUAUGAUGAAGAAGAGCAUGAGGAGGAGACAGAUUACAUCAUGUCAUAUUUUGACAAUGGAGAAGAUUUUGGGGGUGACAGCGAUGAUAACAUGGAUGAAGCAAUUUACUGAGGAAGAACCUUGAAUAACUCCCACUGCCCCCACCUUCUCAGCUCUAGGGAUCGAGAGACUGUUCUAGCCAUCUGUGGUCAUGGGCACACACAGCAUCCUUCUAAACCCAGCCAGAGACAAGACAUUGCCUCCUGGAGGGGAGGAGCAGGGGCCUAGCGGCGAUGGAUAGCUCUCCUCCUCUAGUUAUGGGGGCUUUGGAGAAGACGUAAAGGACUGAUUUUUUUAAAUUAUUUUAUACCUUGAGGGAAAGGAGAGUGUGAAGAGUCUGUAGAAGUUACAACUGCCCCCUUUCCCCUGCCUACCUGUUCUACCCUGUAUAAUUUUCUCUUUUUGGAGAAAAUUGGGGGUUGGGAAAAAGUAGGGAUGAGGCCAGUUUUAUGGUUUUUAAAUAAAGUUUUGUUCUCUAUAUUUGCCUUUUGCACUCCAGAAAAAGAGGAGGUAGGAGGCAUAUAACUGGAACCUUGUCCUAGCAGGGAUGAUCACUGGUUAAGUGCCCAUCACUGUCCAACUAUAUUUUAUGGUGAGAUGGCCCAUCUUAAUCCUCCCUGGCCCUGUUUGCUCCCUUCCACCAGAGUGAGAUACAUAUCUCUACCCCAUCCACCCACCCACUGGGACCUUAUUUUGAAGGUAUAUUAAAUGACACUGACCCUUGGACUCUGCUUUCCCCAGGAGACUCUGCUGGUUGACUGUUUACAGGGAGAGGCAAAGCCAGCCUUCCCUUUCCCAUACUUGCCUUUGGUUUCAUUCUUGUUUAGAAGAAAUAGUUGUUGUUUUUUGGGGGAGGAGGGAAGGAAAGGGAAGGUGCUUGUAACAGAGACCUUCCUCUUACGUCCCUGGGGAACCUCGAUUCAAGGUUUUCCCCUGGCUUAAGUGUCCUUGUGUUUGUUGCUCUCCUGAUGCAGGAGGUGAGAGCAGGUGGGGAAGAAGAAUAGCUCAGUGACUUCCUCUCGUUUGGCCUCUCUCCAAUCCUGUACCCCUUUCGUUUCACCUGCCCCGCUGUAAGUGCUUUCUGUAAUGGGGGAGGGGAGUGAUGAGGGAUACUCAGCGAGACAGCGGCUGGAGAUGCUCUCGCCCACGCUGCUCCCCGCCACCCAACCCCAGGGAUGACUCAUUUCCUCAAAGCCUUGAUUGGCUAGUGAGGGAGUGCCGGGUUAUUUGAUUGGUUGGGGCAACUGGACAUGCAGCAGCCACGGGCUCGUAGCGUGAGCAGCCUGGGUGCUGGAACUGAAACAGAUAUAGAAAUAGAGAUAAAAUAGACAGAAAUCCCCCUGAGCCUACAAAUACUGAAAAGGGAAUUGGGGGGAGAGAGACUGAGACGAGAGACCCUCAGAGAUUCCUCCGAUUUUUAGGACUGAGUCCUAGCCGCGCCCUGGGCAACCAAGACAGGCAGACUUGUGUAUUGAAUAAUACACAAUAAAAUACACAUAAAUAAACGAAUAAAUGAUGCACCAUAA